CUCUCUUUACUCUUUACUUUUUACUUUUUACUUUUUACUCUUUAUUCUUUAUUCUUUACUCUCUUUACUCUUUACUUUUUAUUUUUUUUACUAUUCUAUUAAUGACAUCAAAUCAUCGAUUUUCUAAUCAUAAUGAAAAGAACAUUAGUGACGAUGACAAUAGCAGCAUAGAUCUAGUCGAUUCAGACGAUAGCACAAGUCAAUAUACCCCAAGACAAAGACCUGUACGUAGAAAAGUGUCAAUGGCAACUCGUAGACAUUCUCGAAUGCUAUAUUUAGAAAAAUAUGGUCUUAAUCAGCCUAAUUGGCAUUCAUCAACUGACGAUUAUGAUCAGCAUACAAAAUCAGAAAAUGAAGAAGAACAAGUAGAUAUAAUAAUGACAGACGAACCAGAAUCAAUCACACCAGCCACUUUUGCCCCAAACACACAGACCAUUGUUGAUAUACCUGUGAAACGUCCUGUCUCUAUUCGAAAUUUCGUUCAACAUUCUGAUUCUCAAAAACGCCCCGCUCAAUUCAUUAAACCUUCCAAGUCGGAAAAGAUAAUCGAUCUUCCGCCUACUGAAUUCACCCAUGUACAUAAACUAAUUAAAUCAUAUACUCAAAAAGUCUAUAUGGAGGGCUAUUUACAUAAGCGAAACGAUCUUAAUUCAAAAGGCUCUACUUGCUCUCAAAAGAAAUGGUAUCUUUGGUAUGUAGAGUUAUGUGGCCCAGUAUUGACACUUUGGGAUGCAACAGAACCAGAAAGUGGUAAAGAAGUAUAUCCUCAAUACAUUAAUAUUACUGAUUCAACUGUCACUGUCGAAAAAUGCUUGACAGCAGAGACACGAGAUAAUCUAUUUUCAUUGAAUUCGGCUGGUGCAAAUCGUUUCCUUUUACAAGCAAAUGAUACCGAAUCCCUUUAUCGUUGGAUUUCUGCUAUUCGUCUUUCUUGUUUUGAAUGUUCCCGUAUUCAAGAGAUCUACACAAGAGCUUUUAUCACGCGUUCUCAUUUUAGCUCUCUUUUGAUUUCUAAUAAGGAAAAUUCAUUUGUUGAGGGCUUUGUUCAAGUUAGACUUCCGGGUGCUACCGGUUGGAAAAAAUACUGGGCUGUAGCUUCCAACUAUAAAAUUGAAAAGCGUUUAUUUACUAAAAAAGUGGUGCCUACGGAUGGUCAGAUCAUGUUCUUUGAAUCAAGAAAGGCUAAAUACCCUAUUAUGGCGUUUGAAAAUGUCGUACAAGCCUAUACUGUAUAUCCUGAAUCACCCAAGUUGAUCAACUUGGCUACUCUAUUUAAAGUAGAAGGUUCUUUAUAUAAGAAUAAAAUGAAUGGAUCCAGCCAACAAUUAAUAAGUACUUCUUCAAGUGCUUUAAUAAUGACUUCUACUACAAAUGAACUUGUACAAUGGCUGGUGGGUCUCUAUGAUGUCUUCAAGUUAUAUGGUAGACCAGGAAAUUUACUUGACAAUCCAAAGGAUCCGAAGGCAUUAAAUUUUGGUGAUUUGUUUCCACGUGAGAAUGACGUAGAAAAUACUCAACGAUUAUUUCUUGAGCCUCAGGAAGUUUCUUUAGUAGAUGUAGGUUAUCAGAGCAGUUUGCUAGCCAAUAAAAAGGAGUUUGUUGCUAUUUUACAACAAAAAUUAGUUAAUAAAAAUAAUAAGAAUGUAUCACAGCAACAGCAGCAGCAGCAGCAGCAGCAUCAACAGACAUUAUCUAAUAGCAGUAGCAGUAGCAAUCCUAAUGACCAUAGUGGUCCUCUUCCUUCUUCUACAUAUGUUACAAAUGGACGUCGUCUUUCAGCUCGAACUUUAAUUCCAAACCAAUUAAGACACAAUAACGUUAGCAACACAACACAGCCUACGCAAUUAAGAACAGUCACCUGUGCAAGUGAUGUAAGUGAUGAAGAAGAUGAAGACUCGCUUAUAGCCAGUGAUAAUAGUGAUAAUGAGUCCUUAUACAAACUAUCAACUGGAGGUUUUAAACUACCAACAACAAAACCACUUUCAACUAAAAGUAUUGACAAAGUAUCAAUUACGAAGCCUAUUACGCCCAACACGUCUAAAUCCAGUUCUGAAAUAUCUACUGAGGUAUCCCCUACUACUGCAACUAAUGAAGAUUUAUUUUUACCUACUGUAAUGGAUAUAAUGUCAGACCAAGAACAUAACUUUGCGGAUAGUCUUUUAGCAGAGACAAGCAAUUACCAUUCAAAUAAACCAGGAUAUUCAAUGAAUAAAAAGGGAGGAGUGUCUAGUGAAGAAGGUUUGAGUAUAACUUCGUCUGAAUCAUCAACCAAUUAUAAAAAUAAUAAAGUAACUGUACCGAAAUCUUCUUCAGCUUACUAUUAUCAUAGUCAGCAGCCCAGAGGUAGUUUCCAAGGUCAUUCAACGAUGCAGCCAUGGACUACGUAUUCAUCGGCAGGAUCGGUGAUUGAACGUAGAAAUAAUUGGGAAACAUCUUCAGUUGAUCCUUAUAUGAUGAUGGGCGAAGGAGAUACGAGGUCUUUCUUUAGUAGUCAUGAAGCAAUUCACUUACAACAAUAUCAACAGCCUAGUUACUAUUCUAGUAGUCUUCCAGGUGACGAUACAUUACCAGCAGCAUCAAUAGCACUAGCUUCCGAAAAUAGUUUUAUUACUCGAAAUAGUUUAAUGGAUCAAGUAGAUUAUAAACGUAAGGUAGCCAAGAAGAUGGAACGAAAUGCACGUGCUUCAGGACAGCCUAUGGUUCAUGUCCCUGUUAAAAAAUCACCACCCCGAGCAGGUCUUAUGGGAAUUAUUGAAGAGAAAGGACGUGAAAAGCGAACAAAUAAUAUGCCACGUGCUCAUGGUUUAGUAAAAGAUGAACAACCAGCCAUGCAUGAUCACUGGAUGAUGGAUCAAAGACAAAUUAUGGCGCAACAGUGUUAUCCUAUGAAUGGAGGAAUGAUGCCAAUGAUGAUGCCUGUAAUGGAGCCACCCAUGAUGCCAAUGAUGGAUCCACGCAUGAUGUCUCAAAAUCUUCCUCAGAACAUGAUGGGAUAUAAUCCACAUAUAAUGUCAUCGCCACCAAUGGCACCUAUGAUGCAACAUUAUGGUCCAAUGUCCAUGUCUUCACCAACAAUCAAUGUUAUUCCUCCAACGAGUAAUAGUAGAAGCCGUCAUUCUCAGCAACCUUCAACAAAUGAUAAGCAUACUCAUACUAGACGGAACAGAGCCAUAUCCUCGGAAGCUUCUAUAUCUAAUAGUAUUCAUAGUAACAUAACCAAUUCCAAACAGACAUCUAUUAGUUCAAAAAGGAACAGAAAUUAUUAUUAAUGUGUAUUUUAUUAUUAUUAUGUAAAUAAAGAAAUUAUAGUGACAAAAAAAAA
This is a messenger RNA of Cokeromyces recurvatus, 3322 nucleotides long. RefSeq lists its product as uncharacterized. The coding region runs from base 102 to 3269 and encodes 1055 amino acids. The transcript is spliced from 3 exons. The record is from RefSeq and is a predicted model, not a curated record. NCBI's taxonomy places the organism in Eukaryota, Fungi, Mucoromycota, Mucoromycetes, Mucorales, Mucoraceae.